AUGAAAUCAAUAAUAAUUGUUUUUGUUACUAUUUUUAUGUUGGCAUAUGUGAAUGCUGGAAUAUGGACAACAUGUGGUACUCCUGCUGACAAAGUAAGUAGUAGAAUCACUCCAAAUCCACCAGUAAAGGGUCAAGAUUUGACUAUUUCCGUUGUUGGUAAUAUGACAGAGACCGUGAAUGGCGGUAAUGUACACAUCAAUGUAAAGUACGGGUUCAUCGUUAUCAUCAACACCGACGAGCCAUUAUGCCAAGUAGGUCCCCCAAUUCCAUGUCCAAUUCAAGCUGGACCCUUCAGUAAGUCAUUGACCGUUAGUAUACCAUCCAACUUGCCAUCUGGAGAGUACAAAGGAAAUCUUGUUCUUACUGAUCCUUCUAAAAAUGAGAUCGCCUGUGUUAACAUCGAUAUUCACUUUUAA
This is a messenger RNA of Heterostelium album PN500, 417 nucleotides long. RefSeq lists its product as uncharacterized. Gene Ontology annotation, biological process: sterol transport. Lineage: Eukaryota; Evosea; Eumycetozoa; Acytosteliales; Acytosteliaceae. Gene Ontology annotation, molecular function: sterol binding. Bases 1 to 417 code for a protein of 138 amino acids. The record is from RefSeq and is a predicted model, not a curated record. The transcript has 2 exons.